Haemorhous mexicanus (house finch) is the source of this 3372-nucleotide messenger RNA. It is a transcript of the gene RGS18, whose product is annotated as regulator of G protein signaling 18. The record is from RefSeq and is a predicted model, not a curated record. NCBI's taxonomy places the organism in Eukaryota, Metazoa, Chordata, Aves, Passeriformes, Fringillidae. The coding region runs from base 598 to 1305 and encodes 235 amino acids. The transcript has 5 exons.
UUUCUGAAGAAUGCUGCAAAAAUUAAAAUAUCUGCUUGCAAAAUGAUUGAUCAGCCAAAGCUUGGAGGAGACACUGAGAAACUCUGAGUUUGAAGUCAGGGUGCUGUGGAUGGAGCUGUGUGCAGCACAUGGCACUGAGGCUGCAGAGGGCAGCUUAAGGGCAGAUGGGGUGCCUCUGGGGGCUGAAGAGAGGGCUGGAUGUUAUUUCGUGGGACAUUACUGUCAUUAAGGUUAAUUUUAGGAGCCUAGGGCACGUACAGGUAUUUGGGAGCACGGGCUGGUGUCACCCUACCCCGAGCAGGAGCUGAGCUGCGCAGAGCAGCCGCUGCUCUGGGCUGCGGUUUGCAGUGUGAGCCCUGCGGAGCUGCAGUGUCAUUUCCCCAAGGGACGAGGGCACAACCAGAGCUGCCCUUAGAGCCCGGCAUGGGCACAGCUGCAGUGGCCAGUUCAGAGCCACCUCCUGCCACCACCUCCUCUGGACACAGGGCUGGGGCUGGCCAGGACAGUCCAGGCUGCUGCAGCAUGUGAGAGCCAGAGCCAGCACGCACCGGGGGCGAGGGAGCAAAGGGAAUCUUGCCGGAAGCUUCUCUAGAGGAGAUGGAGAACCCACUUCUUUUAUUCCCCCAACUCAACAUUUCUGCUUCAAAGGAUAAACCCUAUCACAAAGACAUGAAAUCAGCGAUUAAGGAAGAGCCACACAAGGCAAGCAAGCCUGGAGCUAAGCAGAAGAGAAAUAGGCUGAGCCUGCUCCUGCAGAAACCUGAAUUCCAUGAAAGUGAUCACCUUGGCAGACCUGGAAACUUGACAAAAGCAGCAAGCAGUGUGUCUCCUGAAGAAGCAGUGAAAUGGGGAGAGUCUUUUGACAAACUACUUUCUGAGAAAGCUGGGCUGGAUGCCUUCACAAAGUUUCUGAAAACUGAGUUCAGUGAGGAGAACAUUGAGUUCUGGAUAGCCUGCGAGGAUUACAAGAAAAGCAAAAGUGCACAUGAACUUCUGCCAAAAGCCAAGGCCAUUUUUGAAACAUUCAUACAGAAAGAUGCUCCAAAAGAGGUGAAUCUGGACUUUCACACCAAGGAAGCCACAAGCCAGAGCAUGGGGCAGCCCCUGCGCAGCACCUUCGACGCGGCGCAGAGCACAGUGUACCGGCUGAUGGAGCAGGACAGCUACCCGCGCUUCCUGCGCUCCGCGGCCUACCGGGGCCUGCUGCAGGGCCGGCCCGCGGCCCGCGCCCCGCUGCGCCGCCGCUCCCGCUCCUUCACCGUCAGCGACUUCCAGGGCGUGCGGCCCGACCUCACCGUGUGGUGACAGCCCAGCUCAGCCCUCCUCACACCUGUGUCACCGUGUGGUGAUGGCCCAGCUCAGCCCUCCUCACAUCUGUGUCACCGUGUGGUGAUGGCCCAGCUCAGCCCUCCUCACAUCUGUGUGGUGACAGCCCAGCUCAGCCCUCCUCACACCUGUGUCACCAUGUGGUGACAGCCCAGCUCAGCCCUCCUCACACCUGUGUGGUGACAGCCCAGCUCAGCCCUCCUCACAUGUGUGUCACCGUGUGGUGACAGCCCAGCUCAGCCCUCCUCACACCUGUGUGGUGACAGCCCAGCUCAGCCCUCCUCACACCUGUGUGGUGACAGCCCAGCUCAGCCCUCCUCACACCUGUGUGGUGACAGCCCAGCUCAGCCCUCCUCACACCUGUGUCCCCGUGUGGUACAGCCCAGCUCAGCCCUCCUCACACCUGUGUCACUGUGUGGUGACGGCCCAGCUCAGCCCUCCUCACACCUGUGUGGUGACGGCCCAGCUCAGCUCUCCUCACAUCUUUGUCCCCAUAUGGUGACAGCCCAGCUCAGCCCUCCUCACACCUGUGUCACCGUGUGGUGACGGCCCAGCUCAGCCCUCCUCACAUCUGUGUCACCGUGUGGUGACAGCCCAGCUCAGCCCUCCUCACACCUGUGUGGUGACAGCCCAGCUCAGCCCUCCUCACACCUGUGUCACCGUGUGGUGAUGGCCCAGCUCAGCCCUCCUCACAUCUGUGUCACCGUGUGGUGACAGCCCAGCUCAGCCCUCCUCACCCCCAGCUCCCACAGCAAUCUGGAUGUGUUUUAAACCCCAAACUCUCAGCAGGUGUAACUAAGUGAUGAAGCAAAAGAAAAUUCACUUACAGCAGGCCAGAGUUCUGGAGCAGAAUCUCACUUUCACAAAAAAGUAGGUGAUGUACUGGCAAGUCAUAACAUGCGGAGUUAUCAAAUAGGAAUUUUUUUUUUAACUCGGGCAAAGGCUGUGAUCAGAUUUGGAGGGAAAAUUUCAUUUUCCUGCUUAAAAGUAUCUCAUAUAGUGCCAUUUGAUAUUACCCAACACGUAUCCUGGGCCUGUACCUUUAGGCCAGAGUUUCAUCACAGUUAGAACAUCUGUAUCCAGUCUUUGCACACAUUUAUGUUUUUGCAAUAUUUCCUACACUAAGCACAGACUAUUUGUGGUAUUUUCUGAUACUGUAAAACAUACAGGAACAUUAUUAGUUAUAAUGAAAAGUUAGAUGAAUUUUAACUAAAGACACUGCAUAAUUAAAUCUAUAAUUAAAAUGUAACCAUUACCUAUUUUAAGAAGAACAUAAAAAUACCUAUUUAAUUUUUUGGGGGUACAUUUUUCUUAUUCCAAUGUCUGCUGUCUAUUUUUAAGUUAUGAUGUAUAUAUUAGCUUUGGCAUCAAAUACAUGUAUUCUAAUUUUUUGCAACUAAAUGAGCAGCAGCAAAGGGAUAAGAAUGCUAUUUUAACACAAUGUGUAUCCUUAAAUACCAGGUGAUGUCUAUGUAUAUAAAUAUAAAAUAUUUCUACUUUUAUUUAUAAAUAGUCGUGGUAUACCAACUUUGUAACUAAAUUUUGUUCUAAUUUUUUUUCUGCCUUUUGUUUUGAAAAUGUAUCUGAAAAUUAACAGCUCUUGGACUUGGGCAGAGCAACUUUCAGUUCCAUUGGACAUUAAUAUCAUCUCUAUAGGUUAUAGAAGAGAAAGGAGAAAUAUUUUUUAUUUCUUUACUAUCAAAACAUUUUUUUUAUAGUAGGCGCACACAGUCAUUCUGUCCUUUUCUUUCACAGUUGAUGCAGACAUACCUUGAAGUUUGGGGCAGUUCUUAAAACCUUAAACAUUGGUUCAGUUUAGGAAGGGGCUGCAGGAUUUAUCUAUAACUAUGACUUGUAUAUUAUGUUGUUUCUUGUGGAAUUUAAGAUUUCUCCCUUUCCCUCCCCUUUCUGUAAGUGGUGAAGGAGAAGAGGUGCAGCUCCUGAGGAUGGGACUUUGUGUUCAUUGUUAAUUUGGGGUGUAUAUGAACUGCUGGAUCUGCAGGUUUCCCUGUUUUAUUAACUUCCAAUAAAUCUGAUCUACUUAAA